UGAAACAGCAGAGAAGUAGGAAAACACCGCACGUACAUGGAUUAAUUUAAAUAACAAGACGCUAUCCAUAAAGUCAGUGGAGACGCCAGCACCGUCCGGAAUGGGUUCACUGAGAUACAUACACACGUCGGAAACUGUGUAUUAACGGGCACUUUACAAAACAUUAUCCUGUGUUGGUAGUGGAGGAAGUCUUCCUCCUGUUAUUCUAGUUUCUGCACAACUUCUUCUGGACUUGAACGUAAAUUAAGCUCAACAGUGAUCCUCUUGUCCUCCUGCACAGUGAAGGAUGAAUGGCCUCUCUCUCAAUGAGCUCUGCUGCCUGUUCUGCUGCCCGCCUUGCCCCAGCCGCAUCGCAGCCAAACUCGCCUUCCUGCCCCCUGAGCCCACGUACGCCUUUCUUCCAGACCCAGAGGCAGGACCCGCUGCACCAGGGGCAACAGGGACAUCCAGCCUGCGGGGGCGGAGCGGCGCAUCAGUUGCUGGAAGCGGAGUGGCUGGGGCUGGGGCUGGGGCUGUGGAGGGGAGAUGGAAGCUGCACCUGACAGAGCGAGCGGAGUUUCAGUACUCGCAGAGAGAUCUGGACACGACGGAGGUGUUCCUCACUCGAUCCAGCCGAGGCAACAGAAUCGGCUGCAUGUACAUUCGCUGUGUUCCUAAUGCCAGAUUUACAGUGCUCUUCUCCCACGGUAACGCAGUCGACCUGGGCCAGAUGAGCAGCUUCUACAUCGGCCUUGGCACUCGUAUCAACUGCAACAUCUUUUCCUACGACUACUCAGGCUACGGUGUCAGCACUGGCAAGCCCACUGAGAAGAAUCUCUAUGCAGACAUCGAUGCUGCCUGGCAUGCCCUGCGCACACGGUAUGGCAUUAGCCCAGAGAACAUUAUCCUGUACGGACAGAGCAUUGGCACAGUACCCACUGUAGACCUGGCAUCGCGGUAUGAGUGUGCUGCUGUGGUUCUUCACUCACCUCUAACAUCUGGCAUGAGAGUGGCCUUUCCUGACACCAAGAAAACAUAUUGCUUCGACGCUUUCCCCAACAUUGAGAAAGUGUCCAAAAUCACGUCCCCGGUGCUCAUCAUCCACGGGACAGAGGACGAGGUGAUUGACUUCUCCCACGGCCUGGCUUUGUUCGAGCGCUGCCCCAAGGCUGUGGAGCCCCUCUGGGUGGAGGGAGCGGGACACAACGACAUUGAACUGUACAGCCAGUAUCUGGAGCGCCUGCGCCGCUUCAUAGGACAGGAGUUGGCAGUGCAGCACGCCUGAGACCAUCACCACCUGGGUCAUCGUCAACAUCAAUGCUACCUUUUUUUUUUUUUUUUUCAGGCCCACUUAAAACGUCAUCUCUCUGCGUGUCCAAGAGUCAUCAAAACCGUCCUCAGUGCUACGUUUUUGGGGCACAGUAUCCCUUUAAUUGGACCAUAGAUUGGAUACAACAUGGAGAAAAGAAGUGAGUUCAUAAACCUCAGAAGUGUGAGAGUGGGAAAGACUUUAUGACAAACAUUUAGACGGGUUUUUUUUGUUUUGUUUUUUUUUAGCAGUUUCUUUAACAGUACAGCUGCCAUGUGUUACGUGGCAGGAGGUUAAUUCCUAUACUGUGCAAUAAUAUGGACGGUGUCCACAGAAAAAAGACUUCCAAUGAUGAGGAGACCGAACAGGAAAAAAAACUAAUGAGUAAUCAUGUAGGUCAAUUACCUUCCACACAGGAAAUUUCUGUCAAUUUUCCAGCCUACUCAAAUAGUUAAAUGGAUGGCAUGGGAAACACUUUCCCUCUCUGAGGUGCAACUGACAUGUUUUGAGAAUAUUUUGGUUGUCUAAUCCCCUGGUAAAAUAGCAAACAGGUUUGUAACUAAGGUCUCUACAGUGAGUUUUAUUAGUAACACCUGUAUACUGUAAUGCAGUCCAAUUUACAGCCCUACAAUUAAUCCUGUUUAGAGUGGCUGAUUUAACUCUGUUCUCAUUUUGUAGUGAUUGGUUAUGUUGCAUUGGACUGCAUUAUUUUGAAAGGUGUUUCUAAUAUAUUAUCCCCUCAUGUAUGUGCAUGAUGCAUAUGUGCAUACAUGCAUAGAGAUGAAUUUGAAGUUUGCUCAGGUAACCCUCUUUUAGACAUUAGGGGUCAAUGUGUUCCACAUUUGUUUGUGUCUUCUUUUUUUGUUUUACAUGCAGUCAGCUAAAUCUCCUCCACAGAUAAUUUUGAGCAAAGAUUUCUGAGAACAUGUUCAUCCAGCGUGAGGUCUUUUUCUAUCUUUUUUCUUUUUCAUUUCAUUUUUAUUAAACCAAACUAUGAUCCCAAAACCUGAGGUACAGACCAAACCAGGAGUUUGGUGAACCAUUGGCACCCUUAACGUUCUUGUUCCACUUAAGUUUCCAUAAUUUCCUAAUAUUCUUCUCUGCACCAAAUCUGUAACCAAGUAAUGGAGAAGGACAGAAGUUCAGUAGCCUCAAAAAGAAAAUACCUCCAGCUCCUUCAGUUAGUGGAGCGUCUGGGAGUCUGUUAGCCCUUACCACUUAGUUUUAGCCUUGUUCGUCUUGUUUAUGUCUCACACCAGUAGGUCGCAGCUGUCAGCGAGGUUCCUGUUUCCCUCAGUGUCUGGAACAGAGAAGCAACACUAAAAUUAAACAGGCUUUGGUUUUCUACCUUCAGCCUGGUUUUUUUUUGUUGUUUUUUUAAUCUCCUCCUGUCUUUAUUUCUUAAUGCUGUCUGACGGCCAUCUUACUCAUUUAUACUCCAUAAUGUGGUAUCGUUUUGUCAAUUUAAGAAGUGAAUGAAAGCUUCACUUUGGAAUCAAGUAUUUUAUGAUUGUUGACAAAACAAGUCAGUCCAUUUUCUCAUUUUAAUGGUUGAUAAGCUUCACAUUCUGAUUGAUAAAAUGCAUUACCUCCCUUAUACAGAAAAGCACAAGAAGACAUGUUUUAUCAGAUGUCAUGCAGCUGUAUGGUUCUUGAUUUGUUUUACAGCUUUAACACUAAGAAUCUCUUCUGAGGGACACUUUUUUUUUUCGAAAUCCGACAGGUGGACAAUGUUUUGGCACAUUUACAGUCCAACGCUAUUCCACUGCUAUUCUGUGCUACAGGUAAAAUAUACAGCAAACAGGCUGUGUGUAAGACUCUUUCCUCUGGUUUACAGUGUUAACGAGAACUGCCUGUAGCAUUUGUCUGUAUGUCCAUACAUAAUACGUCCCACAUAAUAGUUUUUCUACGUAUUUUAAGCAUAACAUUUUGGUAACACUAUUGAUUCUAGUUCAUGGAAUUGUGUUUAAAAGUGGUACAGUACAUGUUCUACCUGCUGGUAUGUUUUUUUUUGUAACAAGUGAAAACCGUCUCAAACAUGUUGUAUGGCCCUUGUUUGUUUGAUUAUUAAGGGAAAGAUCACUAACUAAUAUACUUAAAAUUGUCUUAUAAUCCGUUUUGCUGCAAAUGCCACCUUUUUCUUGUGAUAAAACUGCAAUCAGUCUACAAAAAGAUCUGGUACAAGAUUACAUCAGUUUGGCUGUAUGACUCAUAAGAUAAAUUGUAAUCCCUUCUUUUUCACUGCCUAAUUUAGAUUCACCGCACUCUAUCAUGACAAAAUCCCUUCGUUCUGUCACUAAUGGUGUGUUUUACAACCAGACAUGAGGUGCAGGCGUUCAUCUUAAAGGUGCAGCACGUACCAAAGCCACAGAGGUGUUUUAUCUAACUGUGUUGAUUUACAUGGACCUCAGAUGAGUGUUGCACCUUUUUACAAUUUCUUAGUUCAAGAUUAUGACUGUUUUUGUUUUUCACUUGAAGUCAGGAUUUUCAUGUUUUCUUGUGUGCGUGUAUCAACCAAAGUUUAAUUUUUUGUUUAACGCUUUACCCAGUAUACCUGCUGUUUAUGUUGUUCUCUUCAUAACCAAAGGCAAUGUUAAGCUCUUUAGUUAACUUUUUAUUUAUCCAUCUGGUUGGUCUGAUCCUUUUCCACUAUACAGCACAUUUGGAUACAAAUUAAAUGUAAAUUUAUCCGAUUGCUAAACAAUUAUGUUUUUUCAUAUCAUGUUUUGUUUCAGAUAUGCAGCAACAGUUUGAAUAGUAUAAGUUGUGGGUGUUUAUAUUUUCUUUUUAAGCUGUUAAAAUGUAUUUGUGGAGGAGUACAACUAAGCAAUACAGCAAAGCCGUUGAGUUUGUAUUUAGAAAAACAGUGUGGGAUGAUGAAAGAACAAUGAUAGAGGAGCUUCAAGCAGACAAAUGAAAAGCUUUUGUUUUUGUCUUUAUGUUAAAAUGUUUGGAUUUCUGGUGUAACAUCUGUGGGUAUCACUAAUUUUUAGUUUUUAAAGAUUUUGUCCUUUUUCCCCCAAGAAUUAAAGAGAAAAGAAGUUAAUAAAACAUAAUCAGAAAUUGA
This is a messenger RNA of Micropterus dolomieu (smallmouth bass), 4355 nucleotides long. RefSeq names its product alpha/beta hydrolase domain-containing protein 17A. Gene Ontology annotation, molecular function: palmitoyl-(protein) hydrolase activity. The transcript is spliced from 6 exons. Gene Ontology annotation, cellular component: endosome membrane; plasma membrane. Bases 287 to 1264 code for a protein of 325 amino acids. The record is from RefSeq and is a predicted model, not a curated record. Gene Ontology annotation, biological process: protein depalmitoylation. Lineage: Eukaryota; Metazoa; Chordata; Actinopteri; Centrarchiformes; Centrarchidae.